AUGUUUGACGGGGUGAGGUCAGAGGAUGUGUCCGUCACAGGUCCAGAGACCAAUGCCUGUGCUCCCAGCUGGGACUCAAUUACCUGUGUCCACGGCAGCAUACCUGAGCACGAAGUACUUGAGGAAAUUAACUCUGUAUUGUGCUGCAGACACUGGUGUGACCACACUGUGCAGGAGAGAGUGGAACGAAUCCUAUCCCCACGUCUGCAGCUUGAAGUGGGCUGUUCAGAAGUGUAUCAGUUUAACACCCAGGACUGGAGGCUGGACGUGGACAGGAUGCGCAUCAAGCAUGGGGGUGAUGAUGGCAUUGCAUUAUACUACAAACAACAGGGCCCCAAGGCAUCCUGUUACUUGUACAAACCCCCAGAGAUGGAGAGCCAGGUGGUGAACAGGACAGUGAGGGCGUGCUGUGAGGGCUGGGGUGGACCACGCUGCUCUGAGGGUGUGGGUGUGCAUGGCCAGUGUUACUCUACGUGGAGUUGCAAGGACUUCCCUGGCGUUCACAACUCCUCAUUGAUGCAGAUGGAGCAGUGUUGCAGCAGCCUUUGGGGGCUGAGCUGGAGGAAUGCCUCUGACCAGACAUGCUUGUCUUGCAGCUACACCCUCCUUCCCGACUCCCAGUCCUCCCCUCUGGUGCGUGGUGGUCUGCUGGGUAGUGUCAGAGUGCCUCAGAGCUCGGCCACCUGCAUGUCCUGGGGUGGGGCUCACUACCGCACUUUUGACAGGAAGCACUUCCACUUCCAGGGCACCUGCACCUACCUGCUGGCCUCAUCUACUGAUGGCACCUGGGCAGUCUACAUCAGUACAGUCUGUAAUGGGAGAGGAGACUGCAGUAAGGCUCUGAGGAUAAUGCUGGGUCUGGAUUUGGUCUCAAUCCAUCAAAGGAACUUAACUCUGAAUAACCUCCCUGUUCCUAACGGAGAACCACUCUUCCAAAAUGGAGUGAGUGUUCAUUGGCUCGGGGACUUUGUGUUUGUGGAGAGCGGUCUGGGUGUUAGAGUCAAGUUUGACUUGAGCAACACAGUCUACCUAACAGUGACUGCUGAGCACCUGGCAGCCACUAGGGGUCUCUGUGGAGUCUACAACAACAACGCUGAUGAUGACUUCACCACAAUGGGUGGAAUUGUGUCCCAGUACGCCGCCAGCUUUGGCAACUCAUGGAAAGUUCCUGACCAGCAGAAUGAAGGCUGCAGCGACGCGGCUGAGCUCGGCCACAGCUGCGAUGUCUCAGGAGACCCUGUCCUACGCAGGCAGGCGGAGUCAUUGUGUCACCAACUGCUGGAAAACCCCUUCACACACUGCCACCUCCGGGUGGACCCAACAGCAUACAUAGACACCUGUCUCUACCUAUACUGUAGCCUACAACCUAAAGAAAGAGAGUCAGCAGUGUGUGACACCCUGGCCAGCUACGCCAGAGAGUGUGCCCAGCAACACAUCAUCAUAACAUGGAGGACAGCUACCUUCUGUGGUCGUGUCUGUCCCAGAGGGCAGGUGUUUUCAGACUGUGUGUCCUCCUGUCCCCCUAGCUGCUCCUCUCCCCAGCCCCCCGGGCCUGCUGCGGCCAUGGGACAGUGCAGGGAGGAGUGUGUGGGGGGCUGUGAGUGUCCACCAGGAGUCUAUCUUCACCAGGGACGCUGUCUAAAAAGAGACGAUUGUCCUUGUUUCCACCGCAGACGCACCUACCAAUCAGGGGACACGAUACAGCAGAGAUGCAACACCUGUGUGUGCAAAGCAGGCCAGUGGCAGUGUACUGGGGAGAAGUGCGCCGCCCAGUGCAGCCUGAUGGGGGCACUACAGGUGACCACCUUUGACAAAAAGAGGUACUCACUGCAGGGAGGAGACUGUCCCUUCACUGCUGUGGAGGAUUUCGUUGACAGGAAGCUGGUGGUGAGUGUGCGCUGUGGGGAGUGUACAGCCGGAGGAGGACGUGGAGGAGGCCUGGGCUGUCUAAGGGAGAUGUCAGUUACAGCACUGCGCACCACAGUCACCAUCACUGACACUGGUACAGUGACAUUGAAUGGCCAGAGGGAACUGUUGCCUUUGGUGACAGGGGACCUGGUUGUCCAUAGGGCCUCCUCUUCAUUUCUCCUCAUCAAGACUUUUGGAGCCCAGCUGCUUUGGCACCUAGAUGGACCUUUGGCUCUCAUCACCUUGCAACCUGGUUUUGCAAACAAGGUACGCGGCCUGUGCGGAACGCUUACCUGGAACCAGCAUGAUGACUUCACCACCCCAGAAGGAGAUGUGGAGAACAGUGUGACAUUGUUUGCAGGGAAAUUCACAACAGAGCAUUGUGCUUUACCGAGAGGGGCUCCACCUGACCCCUGCGCCACAUACACCCAGAGGAGACGGUAUGCAGAGACAGUGUGCUCUGUCAUACACAGCACCAUCUUUCAGGCGUGUCAUGACGUGGUGGAGAGGGAGCCGUAUUUCCGUCUCUGCCUGUCGGAGGUUUGUGGCUGCACUCCACAUAGGCCAUGUCACUGCACCAUCCUUACCGCCUACACCCGACAAUGCGCGCAGGAGGGUGUACCCAUUCACUGGCGCAACCAGACCUUCUGCUCGGUCCAGUGCUCAGGAGGUCAGGUGUACCAGGAAUGUGGUCGUGCCUGUGGCAGCUCCUGUUCACAGGGCUGGAAUUGCGAUGAUGGUGGUGAUGAGAUGGGUCUUCAGACGUGUGUCCCAGGUUGCCAGUGCCCACCUGGACUAGUGCAGGACCACCAGGGCCAGUGUGUUCCCAUCACUAUGUGUCCCUGUGUGCAAGGAGACAAGAUGUACCAGCCUGGGGCUGUUAUUCAAAACAACUGCAAUACCUGUGUAUGUAAGCAGGGAGAGUUUAACUGCACUCAGCAGCCCUGUGAGGAGGUGAACCAGUGUCCAGGCUCACUUAUCUACUCUCCACGCUCCUGCCUCCUUACCUGCACAAGCCUGGACCCUCCUGGCCAACAGCAGGGGUCCGGUGAGACACAGCGGAGCUGCAGAGAGCCCCUGUCUGGCUGCGUCUGUCCUCAGGGCACUGUGCUACUGGGUGAUCACUGUGUUCUGCCAGAUGAGUGCCCAUGCCACCAUAACGGUCGGCUUUACUACAGCAACGACACCAUCAUCAAAGAUUGCAACACAUGUGUGUGUAAGGAGCGCCGCUGGCACUGCAGCCAGUCUGCCUGUGCUGGCGUGUGCGUGGCAACUGGCGAUCCACACUAUGUGACGUUCGAUGGCCGCUGUUACUCUUUCCUGGGCGACUGCCAGUAUGUGCUGGCGAGGGAAACCAGCGGUUUGUUCAGUGUCACGGCAGAAAAUGUGCCCUGCGGGAGCACCGGGGUCACCUGUACAAAGUCGGUCACCCUCAGUCUGGGAAAUACCAUCAUACAUCUGCUGAGAGGUAAAGCUGUGACAGUAAAUGGGAUGCCAGUCAGUCUACCAAAGUCUUACAGUGGCAGUGGUCUGACUCUAGAAAGAGUCGGACUGUUUGUUUCCCUUUCCUCCCGGCUGGGGGUCACUUUGCUAUGGGAUGGAGGUAUGCGAGUAUAUGUACGUGUUGCGGCCCACCUGCGGGGUCGGGUUGGAGGGCUGUGUGGAAACUUUGAUGGAGACACAGAGAAUGACUUUACGACACGACAGGGCAUCGUGGAGUCCACUGCCGAGCUGUUUGGAAACUCCUGGAAGGUCAGCCCCUCCUGCCCUGAUGUGGCAGACCAGGACCUCCGAGACCCCUGUGCUCUGAACCCCCACAGGAUGACCUGGGCCAGGAAAAGGUGUGCCAUCCUGACUCAGGAACUCUUCUCUCUAUGCCAUGCUGAGGUGCCUUUCCAGCAGUAUUAUGACUGGUGUGUCUUUGAUGCUUGUGGAUGUGACUCAGGUGGCGACUGUGAGUGUCUCUGUACAGCCAUUGCUGCCUAUGCUGAAGAGUGUAACCGCAGAGGGGUUUACAUCCGCUGGAGGUCCCAGGAGCUCUGUCCUCUGCAGUGUGACAAUGGGCUGGUUUAUGAUCCCUGUGGUCCAGCUUGUUCUCCCUCGUGUCCCAGUGUUCAGCAGAGUCCACAUUCACAGUGUGAUGCUCUUUCCUGUGUGGAGGGCUGCUUCUGUCCUGCUGGCACAGUCCUCCAUGGGGAGAGCUGUGUAGUUCCCACUCAGUGUCCAUGUGAGUGGGAUGGGUCCGUUUUUCCACCAGGAAGUACCGUCACUCAACACUGCCAGAACUGUUCCUGUGAGGAUGGUGUGUGGCAGUGUGAGGGUGUGGCUUGCCCCCCUGUCUCCCCUCCCUGUCUGGAAUCUGAGUUUGCCUGUGUUGGGGGGCGUUGCAUCCCCUCCCAGUGGGUGUGUGACAACGAAGAUGACUGCGGUGAUGGUUCAGAUGAGGUCUGCCCGUCUACCUGCUCUCCAGACCACUUCAGCUGUACCAGCAUGCCAAGUGGACCAUGUAUGAACCUGGCUCUACGUUGUGAUGGCCACCCAGACUGUGCUGACCAAUCAGAUGAGGAGUUCUGUGGACCUUCCACCCCCGUGCCCCUCUGCCCACCAGGGGAGUUUCAGUGUGCCAGUGGAAAGUGUCUGCCUGCCAGUCGUUUGUGUGAUGGACGGCUGGACUGUGGUUUUGCUGAUGGGUCUGAUGAGCAAGACUGUGGUGUGGUGUGUGACGAGGGAGAAUUCCUGUGUGCUGGAGGACGUUGUAUUCUCUACUUGCACCGCUGUGAUGGGCAUGAUGACUGUGGCGACCUCAGUGAUGAGAGAGGGUGUGUGUGUGGACCAGGGGAGUUUCAGUGUCCUGGGGACAAGUGUGUCCCUGCAGACAGAGUUUGUGAUGGACUCAGAGACUGCCCGUCCGGAGCAGACGAAGCCGUGUGUCCAAGUAAAGUGACCUGUGCUCCUGACCAGUUUGCCUGUAGUGAUGGUACAUGUGUUGCCACUACUCAGUUGUGUGAUGGAACAACACAUUGUCCAAGAGGAGAGGAUGAGAACACAACCAACUGCCACACCAUUAUCACUACACCGCUACCCUCAACUGUCACCCUGACUACGCCCACUUCAGCUUGUAGGUCUUAUGAGUUCAGCUGUGCCACUGGUGGGCAGUGUGUGCCUCAGGCCUGGCGCUGUGACGGAGAAACAGACUGUAUGGAUGGCAGUGAUGAGCAGCAGUGUGCUGCUCCCUGUGGCCCUGGCCAGGUACCUUGCCAAAGUGGGGACCAGUGUGUGGACUACCAGCAGCUCUGCGAUGGCACCCCACACUGCAGGGAUGCUUCGGAUGAGAGUGUCGACAAUUGUGGCUCUACAUUGAUACCUCCAUGUCCAGGCAGCUUCUCGUGUGACAACCGCACCUGUGUGAAUAUAUCCCAAGUGUGCAACGGCGUUCCAGACUGUCCACGGGGUGACGAUGAGUUGGUGUGUGAUAAAACUGUCUCACCAGUGCCCCCUGGUGGUAGGAAUACCACUGUCACCUGCUCUGAAUUUACCUGUAUGGAUGGAUCCUGUGUCCCCUUUAAUGUGGUGUGCAAUGGUGUGGCUGACUGCCCAGACUCCUCACUAACAACACUAGAAGGUCCCUCUGAUGAGCAUGGCUGUAGAAGCUGGAGCUCCUGGGCUCCAUGGAGUCCCUGCAGCACAUCUUGUGGUGCAGGCUACAUGAGCCGUCAAAGAACCUGCCCUUCAGGAGACCCACUGCGCCACUGUCGAGGACAGGACUUCCAGAGGCAACAAUGCUUCAACAUCACCUGCCCUGUGGAUGGUCAGUGGCUGCCAUGGGUGAGCUGGUCCAACUGUUCCAGUGGUUGUGGUGGAGUGCAGGUCAGACACAGAGGCUGCAUCCCUCCUCGCUAUGGUGGCCGAGACUGUUCCCAGCUCCCUGGACCAUCCAACCUACCCAUGGAAAUCAAACCCUGUCCUGAUGAUGGAUGUGCCAAUACCAGCUGUCCCACUGGGCUGUUGAGAUACAGCUGUGCUCCCUGCCCGAUGUCCUGUGCCCACAUCAGCAGUGGGACAACCUGUGAUCAACCUCCAGCAGCCUGCUCCUCCGGUUGUUGGUGUCCGGAGGGCCAGGUGAUGAACCAUAUGCAACAGUGUGUGUUACCAGAGGAGUGUGUGUGUGAGGUGGCAGGUGUGCGCUACUGGCCGGGCCAGCAGAUGAAGCUGGACUGUGAGAUUUGUGUUUGUGAGAGAGGAAGGUCUCAGAGAUGCCAGCCUAAUCCAGACUGUUCAGUGCACUGUGGCUGGUCGUCCUGGUCUGAGUGGGGGGAGUGUUUGGGUCCCUGUGGUGUUCAGAGUGUCCAGUGGUCAUUCCGCAGCCCAAACAAUCCUACCAAGCAUGGAGACGGGAGAACGUGUAGAGGAAUUUACAGGAAAGCCCGUCGGUGCCAAACAGACCCCUGUGAUGAGUGUGAGUACCAGAGUCAGUCCCAUGCUGUGGGAGACAGAUGGAGGUCAGACCAUUGCCUGUUGUGUCAUUGUCUGCCCAACCUCACAGUGCAGUGUUCCCCCUACUGUCCAUACGCUGUCAGUGGGUGUCCACAGGGUCAAAGUCUGGUGCCUGGAGAGGGAGACAGGUGUUGUUACUGCCAAGGAGAAAACGACACCAUGCUUGUGACUAUCAGCCCCGUCAGUGUGACUUCAAAACCUGCAGUUGGCACUACACCUCUGGUUCCAACAUAUCCACUUCCUCCUGGAGAUGAGUGUUGGUCUCCUCUGGGUGUUCAGUAUCUCCCGGCUUCCAGUUUCAGUGCCUCGUCACAGCAGAGUGGUCACCCUCCUGAAGCGGGUCGCCUCCAUGCCUGGAACCCCCAUCUUGACCUCCAGGGCUGGAGUCCAGAACCCGAGGAGUAUAAGGACCUACCACAGAGGCGACCCGAGGGACACAACAGCAACACACAGAGCCCCUUUCUACAGGUAGACCUGCUGAAACCAUACAACAUAACUGGUGUGCUGACUCAGGGUGGUGGUAUGUUUGGCACCUUCGUGUCCAGCUUCUACCUCCAGUUCAGCCAGGAUGGCAAACAGUGGCUCACUUACAAAGAGCUUGUCACUGAUGCACGGCCCAGAGCCAAGGUUUUCAAUGGUAACCAAGAUGAUCGAGGGGUGUCAGAGAGCCGACUGGACAGGAUGGUGUCGGCUCAGUUUGUCCGCCUGCUGCCACACGACUUCAUGAAUGGCAUCUACCUUCGACUUGAAAUAAUGGGCUGUGUGGAAGGCUUGCACUGGUUGACGACCCCCACUCCUCCCUCCUCAGUCACUCCAGUAGGUGGCUGCAGAGAGAAGGAAUUCCACUGUGAAAACGGUCGCUGUGUGCCAGCAGGUCCACUGGGAGUUGUCUGUGAUGGGGUCAAUGAUUGUGGAGAUGGAUCAGAUGAGACGUACUGUGGUACUCAGCCAUCCCUAAUAGCCACCAGUCCACGCAGCUGCCGUGCUGGCCAGUUCUCCUGCCCCCCACCAGGGGGCUGCAUUGAAGCAGGACAGCGGUGUGAUGGGGUCCCCGACUGUCCCAAAGGAGAGGAUGAAACCGGCUGUCAUCCUCACGGCAACGUCACUACCCAGUCAGACAGACCAUACACGCCCACUCCUGCUCCUCUCAGGACUCCAACCAUGUCUACUGUCACUCAUCCUGCAGUAAAACCAACAGAUGGUGGCCCAGGAUAUCGCGGCAUCUGCUCCUCUACACUUGGACUGGAGGAUGGGAGAAUUCGAUAUGGUCAGCUGACCUCAUCGUCUCAUCGUGAGAACAACCCUGCUGAUGGUGGACGACUGAACAUCAUCCCAAAUGUUCAGGUUAUGGAGCCUGGAUGGAGCCCAGUGCCUACAGAUCCCCAGCCAUAUUUCCAGGUGGACUUCCUGGAGCCUACAUGGGUAUCAGGGGUGGUGACUCAAGGUAGUGAACGCAUGUGGGGUUACCUCACUAAAUACCGGCUGGCCUUCGCUCUGCACAGCAGCCUCUUCACAGACUACACGGAGGAUGGGAAGCCUGGUAGCCCUGUUAAGGUGUUUGAAGUACGAAUGGUUGGUAGGACUCCUGUGACCCGCUGGCUGGAUAGGCUGGUCAGAGCUCGCUACCUACGGAUCAUCCCUGUAGAGUUCAGGCACACCUUCUUCCUGCGUGUGGAGAUCCUUGGCUGCAGGGGAGAUGAGCUGAUGACCCCCAGCAGUGUGACCUCGUCUCCCUCUGGUGGUGGGAAAGUGACUGUGCAGAGCUGUAAGCCAGGCCAGUUUGCGUGCCAGCACAGUGAUGAGUGUGUCUCUAUCUCUGUGCUCUGUGAUGGUCGACCGGACUGCAAGGACCACUCUGACGAGAUCAACUGUGGUACGGCUCCAACCAGAGGCUCUCCUGGGCUGCAGAACCAGACCAGCUCCACUGGGAGACCAGGUUUUCAUGGUGACAGUACGACAGGUGCCCCAGGCUUCCAUACCACCAGAUCCCAAGGUGGCGUUCCUGGUAUGGCUAGCCCAGGGGUCACGGGUCAACCUGGACUUCAUGAGGCUACACCCUCAAGCAACUGGACCAGAACGUCCAUCAACCCAGGGGUGACCACAGGUCAACCUGGACUACAUCUAUCAACAUCCAUCCACUCUGGAAGACCUGGGUUGCAAACGACAAAAGCCCCCUGGAUUGCUACAACCCCUCAUGAUGGCGGCCUACCGAGAGUGCUUUGUGUGGAGGGGCAGUUUGCAUGCUGGUCAUUUGGCUGUAUCGACGCGGCACGGGUGUGCGACGGCAGACAAGACUGCUUGGAUGGUUCAGAUGAAGAACGCUGUGGCACCACAGUCAGACCAGCCGUAACUCCACAGGGCCCACUGGUGCCCAGUCCCUGCUCCUCAAAGCAGUUCUCUUGUGCCAGUGGGGAGUGCAUUCACCUGGACCGCAGAUGUGACCUGCAAAAGGACUGUGUGGAUGGAUCAGAUGAGAAAGACUGUGUGGACUGCAUCAUGUCCCUGUGGACAGCAUGGAGUGCUUGUAGUGUGUCCUGUGGUCUGGGCUCCUUGUUUCGGCAGAGAGACAUACUGAGGGAAGCUCUACCAGGAGGGGCCUGUGGUGGAGCUCAGUUCGACAGUCGAGGCUGUUUUCCUCGCGCAUGUCCAGUUGAUGGUCACUGGUCAGAGUGGACUGAGUGGUCGGAGUGUGAUGCUCAGUGUGGAGGUGGGGUCAGGCAGAGGAACAGAAGCUGUUCUUCUCCUCCUCCCAAGAAUGGUGGGUGGGACUGUGAAGGCAUGACCCUGCAGAGCCAAAGCUGCAACAGCCAGCCCUGUACCAAAGACAUCGGCACACAGACAGGCUGCGUCAACGGCAUGUUGCUGGUGACGGAGGCAGACUGCCAGGCUGGGAGGGUCGAGCCCUGUACUCCUACCUGCUCGCAUCUCAGCUCAACCAGCAAUUGCACUGCAGCAUGUACACCAGGCUGUCGCUGUCCUGAUGGUCUGUAUCUUCAGGGUGGGCGCUGUGUUAAUGCCAGCAAGUGUGUUUGUCUCUGGGACGGUCAAACAUUGCAGCCUGGACAGACGAUCAGCAGGGACCAGUGUACCACAUGUAUAUGUAGAGAUGGACGAGUAACCUGUGACAGCUCCAGUUGUGUAGCAACCUGUCGUUGGUCAGCCUGGUCAUCAUGGUCACCAUGUGAUGUAACCUGUGGUCUGGGGCUACAGCAACGCUACAGGUCUCCAGUGAACCCAGCUGGGGAAGUCAGAAUCCAGCCCUGUCCAGGAGACUCCUCAGAGGCCCGCCGCUGCUCCAGUCCCUGCCUCCCCGCGGUACCAGAUGGAGUGUGGAAGAAAUGGACCAGCUGGUCAGAGUGCAGCAAGACAUGUUUCAACCACGUAGAUGACGUUGGAAUCAGACGACGUUUCCGCAGCUGCAACCAAACGCUCGCAACUUUAAGCCACACACACCUGGACUCUACCUGUGAUGGAGACAGUGAGGAGCAAGAGCCUUGUAACACUAUACACUGUCCAGUGAAUGGCGGAUGGUCACUAUGGUCAGUGUGGUCUCAGUGCUCAUCAGAGUGUGACUCUGGUGUCCAAACAAGAGAGCGAUUCUGCAAUUCACCCUCCCCACAGCAUGAGGGCAGCAGCUGCCCCGGGCCUCACAUCCAGACUAGAGACUGCAACUCCCACCCCUGCUCGGGUGUGUGUCCAGAGGGCAUGGUGUACAUGACAGCAGCAGAGUGUGAGGCUCACGGCGGUGCAUGUCCACGGGUGUGUUUGGACAUGACCUCCACAGAGGUGCAGUGUGCUACUGCCUGUUACGAUGGCUGCUACUGCUCCCUGGGCUUCUACUUGCUCAACGGCAGCUGUGUGCCCCUGGCACAGUGCCCAUGUUACCACCAGGGGCAGCUGUACCCAGCAGGUGGCACCCUGCCUCUCGAUGCCUGCAAUAACUGCACCUGCACUAAUGGAGAGAUGGAGUGUGGAACAGCUCCCUGUCCUGUGGACUGUGGCUGGAGCAGCUGGACCCUGUGGAGCGCGUGCAGUCGAACAUGUGAUGUUGGUGUCCGAAGGAGGUAUCGUUCAGGAACCAAUCCUCCUCCUGCUUCUGGGGGUCGCCCCUGCGAAGGAGACAGAGUUGGGAUUGAUACCUGCAGCAUUGAACCCUGCUUUGGUGUGAAGGAGCCAUGGAGUGCCUGGUCAGAGUGCUCAGUAACGUGUGGAGGAGGUUAUAGGACCCGGACCCGUGGGCCCAUUCGAAUCCACGGCACUGCUCAGCAGUUCAGUGCCUGUAACCUGCAGCCCUGUGGAGAUGGCAGGGUGUGUCCUCCAGGCCAGGAGUGGAAGCAGUGUGUGAGGGGAGUAGUGUCAUGUACAGACCUCACAAUGAAUCUGAGCAGGAACUGCACUCCAGGCUGUCAAUGUCCACAAGGAACUGUCCAACAGGAUGGUGUGUGUGUGCAAGAGUCUGACUGUCGCUGUGAUGUGGGUGGAGAGCAGUACAGACCAGGAGACAUUGUGCCCACAGACUGCAACAACUGUACAUGUGAGGCGGGGAGACUUGUAAACUGUUCUCAAAUCAGCUGCAAUGUUGAUGGCCAUUGGUCAGUGUGGACUCCUUGGGGUCAGUGUUCAGUGUUGUGUGGAGCAGGUCUCCAGUCCAGGUACCGGUUCUGUUCUAGCCCCCAGCGCUCUGGCAGUGGCCUGCCAUGUGUGGGCCCUCACAGAGAAGACCAAGUCUGCGUCACUGCCCCAUGUGACCGUGACGGUGUCUGGGGUCAGUGGAGUAACUGGACAGAUUGUACCAAAUCAUGUGGUGGUGGUGUUCGAAGCCGAAGGAGAAAGUGUGACAGUCCCAGUCCAGAGGGGGAGGGGAACUACUGUGAGGGGCUGGGAACUGAGGUCAUAGCCUGUAACACUGACCACUGUCCAGUGGCGCCAUGCUCACAGGUCCCAGGCACAGUGUUCAGUAGCUGUGGUCCCUCCUGCCCUCGCUCUUGUGAGGACCUAGCUUAUUGUGAGUGGCAGUGUGAGCCAGGGUGCUACUGUACAGAGGGGAAGGUCCUGUCGGCUAAUGGGACAGUCUGUGUUGCAAGAGAAGACUGUCCCUGCCUGGACCUUAGCACUGGACACAGUCUGGAGCCGGGAGAGACCACUAAAGCCCCGGAUGGAUGUAACAACUGCACCUGUGAGGGUGGGAGGUUCAACUGCUCCAGAUACCCAUGUCCAGUGUCAGGUGGUUGGUGCGAGUGGUCAGAGUGGACUCCAUGCUCCAGGACCUGUGGGGCAGAGUCUGUGACCCGCUAUAGGAGCUGUGGCUGUCCCGAGCCAAAGGCUGGAGGAGCUGCCUGCUCUGGAGAUCAGGAAAUGCACAAUGGGGUUGGAGUUCAAAUCCAGAGACAACCCUGCCCUGUCAUCACCUUCUGUCCAGUCCAUGGUUCGUGGAGUCCCUGGUCAGUUUGGUCAGAGUGUGAUGGGUGCGCUGGGUCGUCCACUCGCACAAGGGAAUGUAAUAGUCCUCCCACCAGGUUUGGUGGUCUGCCCUGUAUUGGAGAGCGCAGGCAGAGGCGUGGUUGCCAUGACAACAUAACCGUCUGCUCAGACUGUGGUGGAGGCCAGGAAGAAUGGCCUUGUGGGAAGCCCUGUCCUCGCUCCUGUUCAGAUCUCUAUGGUGACACAGAGUGCUUGGACUCCCCCGGGUGCAGACAGACCUGUGGUUGUCCGGGUGACAUGGUUUUGCAGGAUGGCGUGUGUGUGGCCAGGGAGGAGUGUCGCUGCAAAUACCACAACAACUCUGCUACUGAAAUAACAUCCAGUAUGCCAGAUUCCAGUAAUGCGUCAUGGGUAGGGCCUGGUGGAACUGAUUGGCAGUUUGCAAAUCCAGGAGACAGCAUCAUGAGUGACUGCAAAAACUGUACAUGUGAGGCUGGGGUUCUGCAGUGUCAAUCUGUCCCUGGUUGCCAUGUUGAUGGUGGCUGGAGCCAAUGGGGGGUCUGGACUGAGUGUUCACUUCCUUGUGGAGGAGGAGUCAAGUUCAGGAGACGCCAGUGUGAUAACCCCUCCCCUCAGAGUGGUGGGAGAGGCUGUCUGGGAGUCGCUGAACAGCAGAAAGACUGCAACACACACCUGUGCACAGACUCGGCGGGCCUGUGGCUCCCAUGGUCUCAGUGGUCUUUGUGUUCCGUCAGCUGUGGUGGAGGACAGCAGUCUCGUUCUCGUGUCUGCAGCUCUUCACUCUGCAGCGGCCUCAGCCGCCAGAGCAAAACCUGCAACACCCAGGUCUGCCUCGAAGUGGGCUGUCCUCCUGGCAGGUUGUACAGGGAGUGUGAGCGAGGUGAAGGCUGUCCAUUCAGCUGCGCUCAUGUCAGUGGCAGGGAGGGCUGCUACUCUGAUGGCUGUGAAGAAGGCUGCCACUGCCCCCCACAAACCUACCAACACCAUGGAGCAUGCCUGCAGGAGUGUCCGUGUCUGGUGGACAAAGACUUUCUGGCCUCUCUGCAGAGUUUUUCUGUCACACCCGUCUCAUCUCUGCUCCUCCAUAACAUCUCUGAGGGAGUGGAACUUCAGCCUGGAGACACUCUGAUUCAUGACUGCAGCACCUGUGGCUGUGAACAUGGCAGAUGGAACUGUUCCUUGGAGCACUGCCCAGUUGACGGCGGCCUGUCACCCUGGGGCUCCUGGAGCUCCUGCUCGCUGUCCUGUGGUGGUCUGGGACUGAAGACUCGCACCAGGGGCUGCAAACAGCCCGCUCCGGCACACGGAGGAAGAGACUGCCAUGGACCACGCCAAGAAACCACCUACUGCCAGGCGCCGGAUUGUCCAGUUAUUGUUGGUCCAACAGAGGAACCAUUAUUACCAGAUGAGGAUGCUGGCUUCUCUCCCUGGUCGUUAUGGAGUCCCUGCACUAAGACCUGCACCAGUGCUCUGACCCCGGCCAUGAAGUCUCGUCAUCGACAGUGUAUCAAACCUCCCUGCUCUGGAAGUUCUCACCAAGAGAAGGCCUGUAACCUGCCCCAGUGUCCCGAUAGAGAUGACGCAUGUGUAGGGGCUGACUGUGCACUCAGGAACUGUUCAUGGACAGAGUGGGGGGAGUGGGGCUCUUGUUCGCGGUCCUGUGGAGUGGGUCAGCAGCAGAGGAUCCGAACCUUCUUGAGCCCCGGCACCAAUGGCUCGUGGUGUGAAGACAUCCUGGGAGGAAACCUGGAGCAUCGCUUCUGUAACAUCAGGCCCUGCAGAGUGGAUGGGGGUUGGUCUCGCUGGAGUCCCUGGUCCCGCUGUGAUAAGCGCUGUGGUGGCGGACGCUCUAUACGGACUCGCUCCUGCUCCAGCCCGCCACCCAAGAAUGGUGGGAAGAAGUGUGAGGGAGAGAAGAACCAGGUCAAACCUUGCAACACCAAACCCUGCGAUGAGAAAGGGUGCCCGCCAGGCCAGGAGUUCGUGUCGUGUGCCAACCAGUGUCCACAGCGGUGCUCGGACCUCCAGCAGGGCAUAGAGUGCCAGGGCAACACCGAAUGUCAACCAGGCUGUCGCUGCCCCAAAGGCCAGUUGCAGCAGGAUGGGAUGUGUGUGCAGCUGUGGCAGUGCGACUGUGUUGACUCACUGGGACAGAUUUGGGCAGCCGGCAGCUGGCAUCAGGUGGACUGUAACAACUGCAGCUGCUCUGACGGACAGCUCCUCUGCACCAAUGACAGCUGCCAGGCCUCCUGCGUUUGGAGCUCCUGGUCCAGUUGGGCAUCAUGCAGCGUUUCCUGUGGGCAGGGCCAGAGAACUAGAUACAGAUCUCUUAUCCCGGAAACUGAUGGAGCAGAUUGCCAGUUUGAGGAAGUGCAACAUAAAUCCUGUGACCCGGGACCCUGCCCACCUCUCUGUCUCCAUGACAAUCAGGAGCUUAGAGUGGGAGACACCUGGCUGCACGGCGAGUGUAAACAAUGCACGUGCACCCCAGAGGGACAUUACUGCCAAGACAUUGACUGCAGAGUGGAUGGUGGCUGGACCCCAUGGUCGGUGUGGUCUGACUGCUCUGUGACCUGUGGUCAAGGCACACAGGUUCGAACCCACGCCUGUAUCAACCCACCUCCACGUAACAACGGCUCUGACUGCAGCGGGCCAGAGAGAGAGACACAGGACUGUCACACUCCUCCCUGUCUGGAUGACCUUUGCCCGUGGUCGCCAUGGUCAUCGUGUUCCCGAAGCUGUGGUGCUGGUUCUGUGUCAAGGCGCAGGGUGUGUGUGUGUGAGGAGGGAGGAGAUGCAGCGUGUCCAGCUGAGAUUGAGGCAGAGAGGAACAGAGAGGAGACCCAGCUGUGUUACAAACAGCCUUGUCCAGGCUGUCCCAUGUCAGAGUGGAGUGUUUGGUCUCAGUGCUCCUGUGAGUCACAGAGGCAGCAGCGCUACCGUGUAGCUCUCUCCCCAGCAACCAGGGGGCAACAGUGCACUACUGUUGAAACCCAGAGCAGGUCAUGCAGUGUCAGUCAUUGCAAUGAUUGUGAAGCCCCAUUUGUGUACUCAGCAUGUGGCGCGCCCUGUGAGAAGCAGUGUGCAUUGCAGGGCCAUGAAGAUCUGUGUUCAGGUGUCAAGGAGUGUACGCCUGGCUGCUACUGCCCACAGGGCCUGCUGCACCAGAACGGGAGCUGUGUUCCUCCAGAGGAGUGUGGCUGCGUCCACCUGCAGCACCAAGCUUCAGGAGAACCACCCAAACCUGUCACUGUCCCUCAGGGGGCCACGGUCACCAUAGGCUGCAGCACCUGCCUCUGCCAUGAUGGAACUUUACAGUGUGACAUUAGAGAGUGUGAAGUCAUCCUCAGCGAGUGGUCAGAGUGGACUCCGUGCUCUCCCUGUGUGCCCUCUGCCUCCCUGCUGCACAGCCCCUCACAAGCAGGAGUUAUCACUGGCAGCAAAAUGGUUUCAUUUCAGAGGCGUUUCCGAGCCUGUUUGGACCUGGAUUCUGGUCUUCCAGUCUCUAGAGAGGAGGAGGACAGCCAAUGUCCAGGACCACUGGUAGAGGAGAGGCCCUGUCCAGAUUCUAACAUCUGCAGAGAUUUGUGUCAGUGGAGUGUAUGGAGUGCCUGGACAGCCUGUGCAGAGCCCUGCAGCGGUGGAGUCAGGCAGCGCUACAGACGGCCCCUGGCCUCUCCUCAAGGGCCUUCUUGUAAAAGCCAGCAGACACAGAGUCAGAGCUGCAACACAGGACUCUGCCCAGGUGAGCGCUGUGAGGAUAGGGGACGGACCUACCAAGGGAGCUGUGCCAAUCAAUGUCCUCGCAGCUGCACCGACUUAUGGGAGCAUGUGCAGUGUCUCCAAGGAGCCUGUCACCCAGGUUGUCGGUGUCCAGAGGGACAGUUGUUGCAGGAUGGCCACUGUGUGUCAGUGACAGAGUGUCGCUGUGGUAUCCCAUCAGGCAACGGGACGCUGGAGUUCCUCCCAAAAGAUGAGCUUUCCUUGGACUGUAACACCUGUGUGUGUGAGAAUGGCACUCUGGUAUGCACCGAGCUUCCCUGCCCGGUGUACGAGCCUUGGAGCCCAUGGAGCUCCUGCUCAACCUCAUGUGGGCGUGGCCAGAGGAAGAGGAUGCGGCUCUGCCAGGAAACAGAGGGUGGUCCUUCCUGCAGUGACACUAAUCAGACAGAGAUCUGUGAUAUGCCAUCGUGUCCAGCGGGGUGUUUGUUGAGCGAGUGGUCACCCUGGAGUGAGUGCAGCGCCACAUGUGGUGGUGGGUUGUCAAUGCGGAACAAGACAGUCCUCAGAGAGCCAGAGCCUGGUGGGCCGGCUUGUGUCAGACCACUUGAACAGCACACUGUCUGUAACACCAAUAGCUGCCUGCAUGAUUGUCCCACUGGGAAGGUGUUUAGUGACUGUUCUGGUUCAUGUCCAUAUACCUGUGAAGACCUGUGGUCACACACUCAGUGUUUGCAAGGACCCUGCACCCCUGGGUGUACUUGCCCUCCUGGACAGGUGUUGCAUGAAGGCUCCUGUGUGUUCCACGCUGACUGUCCCUGUUCACCACUGUCUUUGCCGACUCCUUACCAAAGCUGGAAUAUCAGCACUGAGGAGCUCAAAGAGACUCUGCUGCCACCUGGAACAGCCAUUCAGAACCUCUGCAACACAUGCGUGUGCCAGGGAGGAGAGUUCAACUGUACCUCAGAGCUCUGUGAUGUGGACUGUGAGUGGUCCAACUGGUCCAAGUGGAGCCUGUGCUCAGCAACCUGUGGUACGGGACGACAGAGCUCCACCAGAGUCAUCCUGCAGUCCAGCCAGUAUGGAGGGGCUUCAUGUGAGGGCCCCAACCACCGCACCACAAGCUGCAUGGCUCCUGACUGUGUGUGUCCUGUUGGGGAGCGGUGGAGGAGGAGUGUGUCUGAGGAGGUCCUGCUGUGUGAGAGGAGUUGCCAGGACAUUUAUUCGCCUCCCAUUAACUGCAGCCACUCUGCCGAGGGCUGCGUGUGUCAGGAGGGGCUUUACCGAAACACUGAGGGUGUGUGUGUCAUCCCCGCCCUCUGCCCCUGCCAUGACCAGGGCAUGCUGUGGGAGGCAGGAUCAGAAUGGGAGGAGGGCUGCCUGUCAUGUCGUUGUGUGAACGGGAAAAAACUGUGUCAGUUAAGAUGUCCGCCGAUCCACUGUGAUGAGGGGGAGGUCAAGGUGGAGGAACCAGGUAGCUGCUGUCCAGUCUGCAGAAGGCAGUUUCCAGGCGAGCCCGUGCCAGAGUGUCGGCGCUAUGUGCAGGUCAGGAACAUCACUAAGGGAGACUGUCGACUGGACAAUGUGGAGGUCAGCUUCUGCAGGGGACGCUGCCUGUCGAGGACUGAUGUCAUCCUGGAGGAGCCCUACCUGCAGUCAGUUUGCGAGUGCUGUAGUUACCGCUUGGACCCUGACAACCCAGUGCGUUUCCUCAGCCUGCAGUGUGACAGUGGAGAGAGCGAGCCUGUCGUCCUGCCUGUCAUACACAGCUGCGAGUGCACCAGUUGCCAAGGAGGUGACCUGUCCAAACGCUGAGGGAGUAUGAUGAGUGUGUGUCUGUGAGCUGAGUGUGUGUGAGUAUAGAUGUGUGUAUUCACGAGAGACACUGAGAGCAGGACCACGAAUACCAAAUGAAGUGGGAGCGCCACACUGAAGACUUCUGGGGUGGAUGGAUGGAUGGAUGGAUGGAUGGAUGGAUGGAUGGAUGGAUGAGUGGAACAUAAAGCCCUGAGAGCCUGUUGGUGUACAUGUUGUUCUGUAGUCCUUAGUCAUCAUAUGACUGGAUGCUACUGUUGAUUCUGAAACUUUGUUUAUUCUUCAGCCUGUACAGCUUAUUCUACUGUAUAUUUAAAGACUAAAGAUACAAUAAUUCAAGCAAUACCCAUUUUGCAUUAAAAUAUGUUUCCUUUGUAUUUGUAAUGAAAAUGAGCCAGCAGUCUGCUUUAAGUUGGAGUUCACUGUAACUGGUUAGAUGUUUGAGCAUGUUGCAGUUUACAGUGUACCGUAGUUUAAGUGGACAUGUCAAUAAAUAUUUUCUCCACAUGGAAAAUA
Molecule: messenger RNA, 17895 nt
Organism: Acanthopagrus latus (yellowfin seabream)
Lineage: Eukaryota; Metazoa; Chordata; Actinopteri; Spariformes; Sparidae
Gene: scospondin
Product: subcommissural organ spondin
Exons: 117
Coding region: 1-17379 (5792 amino acids)
Cellular component (GO): extracellular matrix
Molecular function (GO): protein binding
Source: RefSeq, a predicted model, not a curated record